UUGGUCGAUGGACUGACAGCCGCUGCUGGUGGCUAGAUUCGUCGAAACGAAACGGGUCGUCGGUGGAGCAUUUCUCGCUGUGCUUGUGUUGGUAAAGGCAAUAAUUCCGUGUUGGAUGCCGGUGGCGAAAUGAUUUAGUCUGUUUCGGUCGCGAUCCUAGACGAAAACAUUUCAUUCGGAGACCUCAGCGUCGUGACCAGCACCCAGAUCUUAUUCUUCCGACUCCCUCAACGACAAGAGCUGGACUCUGGUUCGGAAACCUAGUGAAAAUGCCUCAGGAUAACCCGAAAAUCAGACACCCAAUGAAUGCGCCACCGUGGCGGGAAGCUGCAAGUCUUAUUUUAGCUUGUCGCAGUCCGAUGUCCGACGUUGUGGGUAAUGACCUGGCGGACACGAUGAUUGCGACAAAAUGGGCCAACGGCUCCCAGACGACCAAUGGGAUCUCACGGUUCGAUUACAAAGUCCUGAUGGUGAAGCGCAGUCAGCUUUCCUCCUUCAUGGCUAACGCUUACGUCUAUCCGGGUGGACUCGCGGAAAAGUCGGAUUUCUCCUUGGAGUGGAUUAAAGUUUUCGAGCAGUGUGGGAUUUCAUUCGAUACGCUCCGAAGCGAGUUUGUCGACUGCGUGCAGGGACCGAGGCCGCCAAUGAUUGAGGAGCCGAUGACCAUCUCUCACAACGAGAAGAAGGAAAUUCUGGAAGGCUUUCUCCCGGCCGACAUUGCGCUCCGUAUCUGCGCAAUCCGAGAAGCCUUCGAAGAAACGGGCGUGCUGCUCGUGACAAGCAGCAAGCCCGACGUCAGCGCGCCGAUGCGCGCAUUCGAGCAGGACAUUGACCAGAACUCUUGGAGACAGAAGCUCCGGUCUGAGCCCAGGGCUUUCUUGGACUUGUGCUUGACGAACAAACUAUGUCCGAACCUCUGGGUGAUGCACGAAUGGUGGGACUGGCUGACUCCGAUCAGCGUCGGUCAUCGCAGGUACGAUACCAUGUUUUACGUCGCCUGUCUGGAUCAGAUGCCGAACGUGAUCCUAGAUCAGAGUGAAGUUGUAACGCUGCGAUGGACCACUCCGCUGGCGAUACUCGAAGAGUACAGCGGCGGCAGCGUUUUCCUGGCGCCUCCCCAAGUGUACGAGAUGUCGAGACUGGCCACCAUGAGCUCGUUUAAUAAUUUGGCGAAGUUGGCUCGAGAGCGCGAGCGUCUCGGCGUCGAGAGAUGGAUGCCCGUCGUCGGAGCGGCGAACGAUGGCGUCGUCGCCCUCCUGCCAGGUGAUGAUCUGUACCCCGCAGAACCGGAUAUCUAUGGGAAUGGACCGGGACCAGAAUACCCAUUCACCCUGGAAGAGGUGCGGAAACGCUGCGAGCAUCUGAAUCGCAUGGACGUUCAAGGACCUUUCGCGUGCGCCCAUUGUAACAUUCCGCCCCCGAGGGGCAUUCCUUGUCCGAUAAGUUACGUCGGAACGAGCCAGUUGAACUUCCAAUCUGUGCUCUGAUAGGAUGUGUCCCCACCGAUGGUCAGCCAUCUGCAUCGGAUGUAUGGUGUUAUACUUCGGUGGACUCCUCGAGACGGUCAAAGAUUUCCACUCCGAUAACUCUUGAGAUU
Molecule: messenger RNA, 1597 nt
Organism: Galendromus occidentalis (western predatory mite)
Lineage: Eukaryota; Metazoa; Arthropoda; Arachnida; Mesostigmata; Phytoseiidae
Product: nucleoside diphosphate-linked moiety X motif 19
Exons: 6
Coding region: 270-1487 (405 amino acids)
Cellular component (GO): mitochondrion
Molecular function (GO): hydrolase activity, acting on acid anhydrides, in phosphorus-containing anhydrides
Source: RefSeq, a predicted model, not a curated record